AUGAACGCAAUCGGUGAUGUGUCUCCCACCUUGGGCCCAACUCAACUUGCUGCCGGAAACGCUCCUCCAACGCCUCCGCACGAGAAUGCGCUCGACGAUAUCUACGGUUCCGCGCCCGCGUCACCCACUCUCGCUGCGAACAUCCCACAUGCACACAACCAUGAGAUACUCUCAGACCUUCCAUCCCGUCAACGUGCGCUAGACACAGAUGCAUAUCGUGAGGGUCUAGCGAAUAGUAAGGGGCAAUACGUACAGGAAGGCUUCGAUGAAGGCUACUCCCUAGGCGCAAAUCUGGGUUUGAAGGUGGGCUACAUACUAGGAGUCCUACAAGGUUUUACUGCUGCAUGGAGAGGUCAUGACAAGCAGAUCCACAAAGAAGUAGCAGAAUUCUACGAAUCUGCGCGCAAGGAGCUUGCAAUCGAGGAGUUGUUGGGUCGCCAAUGGGUAGAUGAGGAAGGAAUAUGGAAGUGGGGUGUUGUAGGGAAGGAUGAAGAUCCCACAUUCAGAGAGGUAUCGGAUCAGCAUCCUCUAGUGAAGAAGUGGAUAGAUGUUGUUGAGGAACUGGCAAAGAGGUGGAAUGUUGAUCUCCAGGCUGUGGAGAAAAGUCAAGUGCCACAGGAUGACCAGUCGUGA
Molecule: messenger RNA, 633 nt
Organism: Alternaria burnsii
Lineage: Eukaryota; Fungi; Ascomycota; Dothideomycetes; Pleosporales; Pleosporaceae
Exons: 1
Coding region: 1-633 (210 amino acids)
Source: RefSeq, a predicted model, not a curated record